AUGGCAAUUUUUAAUAAAAUUCAAAUUGUUGUUGGAUUUCUGUCCCUGCUGCAUGCGGCAUACUCUGCUGCCCAGCACCGGGCAUAUCUUCGGAUCACGGAACAGGAAUUCUCCCAGCUACCGAUCGAUAUCAUAUUUCAAGCGAUUGCCAGCUUGAUUUAUAUCAUCUACAACAUACUGCAAGUGGUGGGCGAUUUCAAGGAAAUUCGUGCCGCAGUCGAUUUGCAGGCCAAAUCGUGGGAAACUCUUUCGAACAUUCCCUCGUUUUACACCUUCAAUCAUCGUGGCAAGGCACUGUCGCCGGUAUACGAGCAACCAAACCCCGAAGCGUACGACCGUCCGUACACAUCGGAGUCCUAUCUGGAUUAA
Molecule: messenger RNA, 369 nt
Organism: Anopheles marshallii
Lineage: Eukaryota; Metazoa; Arthropoda; Insecta; Diptera; Culicidae
Gene: EMC5
Product: ER membrane protein complex subunit 5
Exons: 3
Coding region: 1-369 (122 amino acids)
Cellular component (GO): plasma membrane; EMC complex; Golgi apparatus
Source: RefSeq, a predicted model, not a curated record